UGCAAGUGUGCAACUACUGGCAUAAUAAUAGGAAACUCUGAACUUUUAAGCACAGGUGUCGGAUCCCCGAAAAUGAUGGAGUAGUUUUUAUUUAUUUAGAGGAGAACCCACUAGUCCAACUGUCUCGUGCCACUCUCUCUCCUUUUUUCAAACCCACUCUUCCUAAAACUAAUGCCCACCUUCAUCAACUCGUGCCCUGCUCUUCUAGUUGGUUGGUUCAGUUACUCCUAGCACAUCUGUUUCACCUUCUCCUUCAGCUCCUUCAAGUUCUGAUACCAUCACUUUUGUUAAAGAGAAUCAGAGCCGGACAUGUUUGAGUUAUUGUUUGGGUGGAGAAAAGCCUCUAAGUGUAAGAAGUUGAUCAAGCGGGUUCAGUGUCGCCUCAAAUUGCUGAAGAUUAAGAGGUAUUCAAUUGUGAGGCAGUUAAGGGAUGAUGUGGGUCAGCUCAUCAAUGGCGGAUAUGAAGAUAUUGCCUUCAACCGGGCUGAGCAGCUACUCAAAGAUGAGAGCACAAUGCAAGUGUAUGAACUGUUGGACCAUUUCUGUGAAUUCAUCAAGUUACAGCUUCCCUAUAUACGAAAACACAAGGAUAUCCCUAAUGACAUCAAUGAAGCGAUUUCAAGUCUCAUAUAUGCCUCUGCAAGACGUGGGGAUCUGCCUGAGCUUCCUGCAUUGCGGAAGCUUUUUGAAGAGCGUUACGGUCAGGGGUUUGCAAAGGCUGCGGUUGAUUUAUGCCCAGGGAAUCUUGUGAGCAACGAGAUAAAGGAGAAAUUGUCCAUUGAGUCAGUUCCUGAUGAUUUGAAGCACAGAUUACUGGAUGAAAUAGCAAGGGAUUACAGCAUGAAGCCAGAGAUUUUGACACUUGAAUACACUUCUGAAUGGAAACAACAGGUUAAUGGAAAUGGUGAACAAGAAAUACUAGAUAAAGAUGUUUCAGUUUGUUACAGAAAAACUGAAAGUAGCCAGAGAGAGAUUAAUGUUGAUUCUUCAUCAGUUAGCCAAAAUUUACAGAAUAGAUCAUGUCAGUCCUCCCCAAAUUCUGAUAUGAUCUCUACUUCAGUUAGCGGUUCUAUUGUGCAGCAGUCAUCUCCAGAUUCAGUUGUGUCUCCAGUGUAUGCCAAUUCUAAAACAGUCGAGUUCAGUUCAAAUGGAAAUCUGGGUACGGAUACAUGUCGUAGUACGUUGCAAGAACGAAAGGAAGAAGGAAAAACUGCAGCGUCUUCUUCGGAAAGUUUGCCUUGGUUGCCUGAUGAAACAAUAGUGUAUCUUGAUGACAUAGAGGAGGUCCAGUCUGCCAUAUCAAAAGAUGGAAGCUGCCAGGACAAAAGAUUAUUCAAGUUCAAGCAGGAUGUCCAGCCUAAAAAUGAAAACUUAGAUCAAAGCUACAUAGAACAACACUAUGAAUCGUUGAACACAAGUUCAAGUAUCGGGAGCUCGAGAAGGAGUAGGAGGGAAUCAGUUAAAAGACCGAAAAGGAGGUCGGUCUCCCAAGAGAACUGCAGCCUGAAGGACAUUGGUUACCUGGUUUACUAUGAGAAGCCUUGCAGGAGUUCUCCAACUGACCAACAUAGACCGCGUUAUCAAGGUAAGCUUCAAAAGAAAUCAGAGACUAAUAAAUUGUACCAUGUCAGGAAUGAAGAAAGGAAACAUUGUUGUGUGGAAUCCUGCAAAUAUCAACAUGAUCUGGAGAUCUCAUGCUGCUCACACCAUGAGUUGGAGAACUGUAGCUUGGACAAUCCACGUUAUCUUUGCCCCGGUGAUGAGAGAAAUCAAAGAGAAAAUAUACCUUGGAAGUCCAAUAGAGGGAUCACAAGUACUAGUGUUCUUGAACAGGAAUGUGAAUUUGUUUCAGAAACAGAGAAGAAGAAAACAGAAUGGACAGCACUGCCUCAGAAACCGAAAAGAAGAAGCUGCGAAUUCGUUUCUUCAACAUAUGGUAUUUUCACCUAUGCAGAUGGCCAGCCUAAGCAGUGUGAGAAAACAAAAUGGGAGGAGGAAGGAUUCAAUUCUCCAGGCAGCCAGGCUUCAUGUAAUCGCUCCUGUCCAAAAGCAGCUAGUUCUUCAACAGAUGAAAGAAGAUUUCCUCCAUAUUUGAGAGCGGCGACAAUGCCCCAAGAAAGGCCAAAAGAUGGUGUAGUUGACAACAUUAUCCGAUCCCAGUCAUUCCCAGUUCAAUACCCCAACCAUGUCCAUCCAAAGUUGCCGGACUAUGAUGAUCUAGCAGAUAAAUUCAUGGCUCUCAAGAAUGAGCAUCAGAAGAAAAAACACCAUUGAAGCUUGGUAUGGUACAAUGUGCCGCUGUGGACUAGUUCAUUCAUACAUCUGUGUAUAGUGAACUGGUUUUGAGACCAUUCUGUGUCUUUAUUUAGGAAAACUAGAAUAAUUUGUUCAAAUCUUAGUGCAAGAAGCAUCUGAUUUUUUCGACUGUGA
This is a messenger RNA of Tripterygium wilfordii, 2430 nucleotides long. RefSeq lists its product as uncharacterized. The transcript has 7 exons. Lineage: Eukaryota; Viridiplantae; Streptophyta; Magnoliopsida; Celastrales; Celastraceae. The record is from RefSeq and is a predicted model, not a curated record. The coding region runs from base 310 to 2274 and encodes 654 amino acids. Gene Ontology annotation, biological process: protein transport.